Molecule: messenger RNA, 446 nt
Organism: Porites evermanni
Lineage: Eukaryota; Metazoa; Cnidaria; Anthozoa; Scleractinia; Poritidae
Source: the annotation of a GenBank genome assembly
AUGGGGAUCGGGGGCGAGUACGCUUCCAUCCCGCGACCAAAACAGUGGGAAGUUCCGAAGAGAAAUGUCCGCCUGGAUAAGGCUUUGGGAUCCGGUCACUUUGGUAAAGUUAUGAAGGGGUUUCUGAAGACCAAACAAGGCACCCAAAUUGUUGCUGUCAAGAUGCUAAAAGGUUGGUCUAACUAUAGCCUAACUAUAGUACACUCUUUUUUACAAGAACCUUUUUUAUAAGAGCGUUAGUUUGUAGUAGUAUAUAUUGAUUGUCUGUUGUGAAUUUGUUUGCUUUCUCUAACUGUGUUACCCAUACAAUUUUAACUGUCUCCUUUACAUCAGAAAACGCAGAUCAGCAGCAAAGGAAGGAGUUUCUAGAUGAGUUGGAGCUUAUGAAGACUAUGGCACCUCACCUCAAUAUAGUUGGACUGGUUGGGUGCUGCACAAAAUCAGGU